Molecule: messenger RNA, 2144 nt
Organism: Protopterus annectens (West African lungfish)
Lineage: Eukaryota; Metazoa; Chordata; Ceratodontiformes; Protopteridae
Product: beta-1,3-galactosyltransferase 2-like
Exons: 4
Coding region: 525-1559 (344 amino acids)
Cellular component (GO): membrane
Molecular function (GO): N-acetyl-beta-D-glucosaminide beta-(1,3)-galactosyltransferase activity
Source: RefSeq, a predicted model, not a curated record
CAUUUUUAUGCAGUACGGAGAAAACUAUAUGAAAAUCUGGCAGAAUGCAAGAUUACAGGAAAAGCAAAAUAGGAAACACAUUAAGACAACUGCAGAUUAGUUGAGCGAUGGCAUUUGCUGCAUACAGAGAGUCAGGUUGACACAGGACAGUUGUAAAGAAGAGGCAUCCUUGAAUAUGAGCUGAAGGCACAAGUCCUGAUGCAUCAAGAAAAAGCAGGAAGGAAACAUAAGACCCUGCAGUUUCCUGUCAAUCACAGCACUAACCAGGAAGUAUAUUGUUGAAAAGAAUCUAAACUGCAAGGCAGUUCUGCCUAAGCAGAGAACGGAUCUCAGUUAUUCAAAAGAUGCAUGAAGAAACACAGAGACUGUAGCUCAAGGACAAUCAAUAGUAGUUGUCAUUAGGAUAACACAGCAAACGCCUUGAAAAGACUCAUUGUGGAAGGCAAUUGGAUUUCUUGGGUGCAUAUGAAGAAAUAUUAAUGAGUUUUUAGUGGUCAAAAAAAUAUCCACUUUAAAGUUUGCACAUGCACGUAACAAGACAAUGUCAGCUUGUUUUCAUUGGGUGUCUUUUGAUGACUUUGCUGUUUAUAGCACAAAAAGCAUCACUUAAUAACCAAUUAAAGUAUAUCAAUGUCAACCUGUCCAGUACUACAGAUACAAAGAACAUUACGUACGAACAGUUAAUUACUCUGCCUCCAGUUAUCAAAUACCCUCUUGACUUGGUUUAUCCCUACAACUAUAGUUUUAUUCUAAAUGAGCCAAACAAAUGCAAUCCUAAGGCUCCAUUUCUGGUUCUUCUGAUCCUAUCACAAGCAAAUGAAUUAGCCAGCAGGAAAGCAAUUAGAGAGAUGUGGGGCAAUGAAAGUCUGGUACCAGGUGUCUCCAUUAUGAGGCUGUUUUUAUUAGGGAUGCCAAAAGGAUUUACAGUCGAAAUUCAAAGAUUACUUGUGGAAGAAAGCAUGUUGUUCCAUGACAUCAUUCAGCAGGAUUUCAUGGACUCGUAUGUCAACCUGACCAUCAAAACAAUGAUGGGACUGCAGUGGGUAAGCAUGUUUUGUCCAAGUGCUUCUUAUGCCAUGAAGAUCGACAGUGACAUGUUCUUAAAUACGGAAUACUUAGUCAAAUUCCUCAAUCCUGAAAUUCCAAGGAGGACAAAUUAUUUUACAGGUUACAUGGUGAGAAAUGCAGUGCCAUUCCGAGAUCCAAAAAGUAAAUUUUAUGUUCCUUUUGAGCUUUAUCCUGCAGGCUUCUUUCCUCCCUACUGUGGUGGGCCUGGGUAUGUAUUUUCAGCUGAAAUGGCCAAGAAGAUAUAUGAUGCAGCUCAAGUUAUCAAAGCAAUCAAUAUGGAAGAUGUUUUUGUUGGGCUCUGUCUGCAAAAGUUAGGAAUUUCUAUUACAGAAUCUCCAGCUUCCCUGUUUAACUGGGAAAAGAUCGAAUAUGAGGUGUGUCGCUAUGCAGGCCUGAUCACUGUCCACCAUAUUGCUCUGGAUGAACUUAAACAAAUAUGGACACAUUUUAUGUUAUCUAGGCACACAUGUUCUGCUACCAAAGUUAUAUAAGCUAAAAGCCAGAACAAAAUCUUUCAAAUAUAAAAUGUAACAGACAGAAACUGCUGCUAUGGAAAUAUAUAGCAGUUGCAUUUAUCGACUUUAAAACUGUACAUUCAGGAUUAUUUUACUCUGAUACUGCUGGUUUAUUUAGCCCAAAUGUGAAUAGUUACAUGGUGGUCGUGUGAUUUAAAAAAAAACAGUAUUUUCACAUGACUAGCAAGUAAAGUAAGAAUAACUGUAAAACUUGUUUUUAGAAACAUUGGUAACAAGAUUUAUAAGAAAAAUAAAUUGCCGUUGGCUGUACUAUUUUCAUAGCAGUGUCUCAGAUGUACAACACAAUAGCAUGUGAUAAAUGACAGAAAAUGCAUAUUGUUCCUCUUUUGGAAAUAAGAACACAUUUUAAGAAAAGGUGCUGCCUCUGGUAAACUUGUGUUUCAGCUAAUGCACAGAUAUAAUGUCCCAGGCCUUUGUAACAUGAGACAUAAGUAACUGUAUCAUGGCAGUACAUAACUGUUACAUCAUCGCUGAGAUCUGAUGCAAUUCUUCUGCCUCUCGCUGUGCAGGUUAUUGAAAAAUAAAGGCUUAUAUAAUCUA